Paramecium primaurelia is the source of this 1259-nucleotide messenger RNA. Lineage: Eukaryota; Ciliophora; Oligohymenophorea; Peniculida; Parameciidae. The record is from the annotation of a GenBank genome assembly.
AAUAAAUGGCAGAUGUUCAUUCUUAAAGGAAAAGUGUGUAAAAGGUAUGAUAUCAUUCCAAAAUAGUAAGCAUAUAUUGAUGAUCUAUUCACAAAUGACAAUGAACUUGAUGAAGAUAAGGAUUUAAUAAAAUAAUACAACACUGCUAAGAGAGAAAGAAAAACAAUUGAAGCACACAAACAAUUACUUGAUAAUAGAGUAGCAUUGUUGAAAUAAGAGGAAAUUAGAACAUUAAAAAAGAUAGAGGAGACUCGUAAAAAGGCAUUGGAAAUUUAUUAUCUUAAAAAAAAGAAUGAAGAAAAACUGAAAAAAGUAAAUCUACUUAAUUCAAUAUUUUAGAGAGAAGAAGAAAAAGAACAAUUAUAGAAGAAAUAAGAGCAAUAAUAAUAAAUUAGAAAAUAGCAAGAGAGAGAACAUAAAUUAUUAAUUGAAAAACAUAGAAAUGAUAAAGUAUAAAAAGCAUUUAUUAUCAAAUAAUAAACAAAACAUAAUGAAGUAAGGAAAAUGAGUUCUUAAAAAUAAUCAUUAACAACUCUUAAAUAAAAAAAUUAGAUAUUUAGAGAAUCAAGAGAUUUGAAUAGAGUGAAAGAAAGAAUUGUAAUGGAAAAAAGAGAAGCUAUAAGAGAAUAAUUAGGAAAGAAAUUAGAGUUUGAACAAAAGUUAAAGGAUGGAAAAUAAAAAGGUAAUUAAAUAGCAAUAAUUUUUAGAGAUUGAACAAAUUGAAACAUAUGAAAUGGAUUUGUUAUAGAAAUUAUAAAACACUUAAUAAAUGUAAAAAACUGCAUUUGAAGAAUUAGAAUCAGCUUUAACAAUGACAGCUAAAGAAUUUGCAGAAAAGUAUCUUUAACCAAAAUAAAAAGAGUAAUAAACAAAUAAUUAUAUUUAGAGAUUAAAAUAAAGAUUUAUCAAAUUUUAAUACUGAUGAGGAAGGAAUUUAAAAAAAUUAAGAUCGACCACAUAUAGAUGAAUCUGAUAAAGAUUAAUCUUCUAAAAUAUCUAUUGAAUAAAUUAAUGAAAUAAAUGAACCAAAUAUAUAAAAUGAUUCUAAUAAGGAUGAUAAUGGAGAUUAAAAUGAUAACUAAAAUUAAGGAAUCAAAGAAUCUGAAAAUAAAUAAGAUGAAUAGAAUAAUUAAUAGUCUAUACAUGAUGAGGAAAAUAAUUAAAAUUAAUAAAACAAUUAAAAUGAGAUUCCAAAUGUAUUAGAUUCACCAAAAAGUUAAGAAAAAGAAGAUAACGAAUAAUAAGAAGAGGAAUAAUGA